Messenger RNA from Rubroshorea leprosula, 1064 nucleotides. NCBI's taxonomy places the organism in Eukaryota, Viridiplantae, Streptophyta, Magnoliopsida, Malvales, Dipterocarpaceae. The record is from the annotation of a GenBank genome assembly.
CUAAAAUGCUAUAAUUUCAGAAGAAGCUGGAAAAUUUAUUACUUUCAUGAUCCCCAGCCUCUUUGCAUAUGGUCCUCUGCAAUGCCUGGUCAGGUUUCUUCAAGCCCAAAAAAAAGUCUAUCGAAUGCUGCUAUGCUCUGCAAUUACAACUGUAGUCCAUGUUAUCUUGUGUUGGACUUUGGUGACAAAAUCGACAUUGGGAGUCAGAGGAGCUGCCUCGGCAAAUUCUCUCUCUCUUUAGUUAAAUUUAUUGAUGUUAGCGCUUUAUGUCAAGUUCUCUUCUUCUUGUGCCAAGACUUGGACGGGUUUUUCAAAGGAGGGUUCAAGGGAUGGUCAUUUGAAGUGUUGGUUCUUCUCUCUGGUUUUCUUCCUAACCCAAAGUUAGAAACAUCAGUGCUUACAAUUUGCACACGGGUAUCCCAUGAACUUGGUGCUGGCCAACCUCAGGCGGCAAGGUUAGCUGCAAAUGUUGUCAUAUUCUUGGCAAUCAUAGAGGGUUCAGUCCUCGGAGUUGUCUUGCUACUGCUAAAGAAUGUUUGGGCCCAUGCUUUUAGCAAUGAGAAGGAAGUGGUAAAAUAUGUAGGAGCAAUGGUGCCUAUUCUUGCUGCUAACAGUUUACUUGAUGCAAUUCAAACAGUUCUUACGGGCGUUGCUACAGGCUGUGGCCGCCAGAAACUUUGGACAUGGAUUAAUCUGGGAACCAUCUACUUUCUAGGGAUUCCUGUAGCUAUAUUGCUAGCUUUUGUUCUACACCUAAAAGCAGAGGCUAGCGUUCAAUGUCUUUCCUCCUUACCACCAACUUUUGUCCAUGAGUACCAAGGAAUUGUAGUUGUCCGUGCCUUAAUUUUUCUGAUCAUUACAAUUCGGACCUACUGGGAGAAACAGGCAAACAAGGCUGCUAAGAGGGUCGAUGCUUCCAAAAUCCCUGGGGCUACGAGACCUCAAGGUUGAAAUAUUAAGGAGCAUUCUGGGAAGGUUGUUCCAGGAAUUCCCUCAUUCCUCGUGAUGGAAUAGGUUGAACAAGUAUUCACGAGUGCACAUCAUAAGCUACAGUUGCACAGGGU